AUGGCCUAUGCACCACUGCAAUUUGCGCGGGAAAUUGUGGAGAGCGUGGUAGGUGCGUUGCUCCGAACCAGUGCAAAUGCGAAGACGGCAGAGUCAGGCCAGACUGUACUGUGGAAGACGAAUUCACCUACUUGGCUGAUGAACCGGUCGCUAACCGAUGUAAGAGAAGGCAUAGCUAAUGUUCUGUAUUCAUGGAAUUUAGUUCGAUGUCCGUCCAACUGCAACAAUCAAGGCAGCUGCAUAAAUGGAAAGUGUGUGUGUGAAUUUGGCUUCAAGGGAAGUGCAUGCAACGGUGAGUUUAAAAACUAUUUUUACCCAUGCAAAAGGCGGGGUUUACACUGGGAGGUAAACGUUUCCCGGAAUUUUUUAGAAGAAGAACUUGGACCCUGUUUUGCGCAGACUGAACGCGGCGUCUGUAAGAAUAAAGUGACUGGUCCAAACUCCGUGACCGCAGUGCUGACGCGCAAUGCAUGCUGUGGAAGUAUAGGAGUGGCUUGGGGCGAACACUGCCAGGUCUGCAGCAGUCGGAAUGCCUUCUGUGGCAAGGGCUUCAUUUCCUUGAACCACAAAUGUGUAGAUAUCAACGAAUGCGAAAUACCCGGUGUGUGCAUGGGUGGGGUUUGCCGAAACACUGACGGUUCUUUCGAAUGUGAAUGUCCAUAUGGUUACCUAUACAAUGCCAGCACAUUACAGUGCAACGCGGUCAAAAAUGGAUGCCAAAAAAACCCGAAUGCCUGCGCUCCUGGCGGUCGGUGUGUCCCGCUUCAUGGCAGUGCCUUCAUGUGCCAGUGUUUCCCUGGCUACCUUCCAACCGAUGGAAACCGGCGCUGCGAGAAGGAGGAAAACGCCCUGAAUUAUUGUGAGAUUUUUGAGGGGAAACUGUGCAAAAACGGAGAGUGCCAUCCUACAGCAACCUCCUAUGAAUGCACAUGCCGUCCAGGGUAUAGGCCGAGCAUGUUCAAGAAACAAUGCAUAACUGAAAAACGCUCUGCCUGGAGCAGCGGCAACAACUACCGCGGCUCCUACCAGGCGGACUGGCCGCAGGAAAAUCGGGGUUUGUACAAAGAACAUGCGCAACCAAAAGAAGCCAGGUGGCAGUCCUCUGCAAGAAAAUCUUAUCCGAAUCCCUGUGAGGAUCCAGCAGUUCGGAGAAAAUGCAUGGGAGGCUUCUGCUUGGACCUCGGGCGUGGACUGUACGAAUGCAGGUGCUUCAGGGGGUUUCGAGCUGUGAACGGAAACCAGCAGUGCGUUGCUGACUACACGAGCCAAGCCAGUAAGCCCUUUAACGCCCUACAUAGCUAUUCAUGCUUCACAUAA
Messenger RNA from Mesocestoides corti, 1317 nucleotides. Lineage: Eukaryota; Metazoa; Platyhelminthes; Cestoda; Cyclophyllidea; Mesocestoididae. The record is from the annotation of a GenBank genome assembly.